AUGAUGCAAAAGGGAUCUUAUUUUAUCCUUGAUCAGAGAUUUCUCUAUGAAAAAUAUGAAUCGGAGUUUGAAGAAGGGGAGGGAGAAGGAGCCCUUGACCCCCAGGAGGAUUUAUUCAAUCACAUAGUUUGGGCUCCUAGAAUAUGGCGCCCUUGGGGCUUUCUAUUUGAUUGUAUCAAAAGGCCUAAUGAAUUGGGAUUUUACUAUUGGUCCAGGUCAUUUCGGGGCAAGCAGAUCAUUUAUAAUAAAGAAGAUGCACUUCAAGAGAAUGAUUCGGGGUUUUUGCAGAGUGGAACCAUGCAGUACCAGACACGAGAUAGAUCUUCCAAAGAACAAGGCCUUUUUCGAAUGGGCAGCAGAAGCUUUCACUAA
This is a messenger RNA of Lycium barbarum (goji berry), 372 nucleotides long. RefSeq names its product protein Ycf2 A-like. The coding region runs from base 1 to 372 and encodes 123 amino acids. NCBI's taxonomy places the organism in Eukaryota, Viridiplantae, Streptophyta, Magnoliopsida, Solanales, Solanaceae. The transcript has a single exon. The record is from RefSeq and is a predicted model, not a curated record.